Molecule: messenger RNA, 7366 nt
Organism: Octopus sinensis (East Asian common octopus)
Lineage: Eukaryota; Metazoa; Mollusca; Cephalopoda; Octopoda; Octopodidae
Product: ubiquitin carboxyl-terminal hydrolase 7
Exons: 33
Coding region: 1330-4665 (1111 amino acids)
Biological process (GO): regulation of protein stability; protein deubiquitination
Cellular component (GO): cytosol; nucleus
Molecular function (GO): cysteine-type deubiquitinase activity; cysteine-type endopeptidase activity; protein binding
Source: RefSeq, a predicted model, not a curated record
UCCCUCUCAACUAUAUUUAUGUAUACGAAAAUAUACAUGUUUGUUCUUCCACCGUAUGUAUAUAUAGGUUGUCGUCCUAAACUAACAAAUUACAGAGAUCGUAUACAACAUAGCUGACCAAAUUUGAGUUUUACUACGCAUCUAUAUAACCAGUUUUUUUUCCUUUUUUUUUCUCUUCCUCUGCCAUUGACCAAAUUCUUUGCACCGAUUCCUUAUAUUUUUCCUUCUAAUCUAAUCUUCUCCAUACUUACACACCAACCAACCAAAACAAGAAAAAAAAAUGCCUACUUUAACUGUUGUAAGUUUCACCCUUUAAUGUGGACAUUAUUGGCAAAAUUAGUUCAGUACCUAACUGUGUGGGAAAAGCAGAAAAAUCACAGAAAACAUCUUUCUGAUAUAUAUUUACCAUUCAUUUAUUUACAUAGGUGUCUUAUCUGGAGACAUCAUCUCACACAGAUAUCUCCAUUUGUUAUUAGUUUACACACAUAGCCACAUACUUAUACACAUAUAUACUAUAUAUACACUAUAUAUAUAUACUAUAUAUAGCUGUAUCUAUCUAUCUCUAUGUGUAUUUUAUGUGUGGAGCAAUAAUAGUAGGACAUUUAAGUUGAUAUUGCUCUCUCUUCUCUCUUCAAAAGCUUUCCUCUCAAGAACAUUCUUACCUUCCAUAAGUAUUAAGAGAACAUUUUUCCAGCAACGUAGUUUAUUAUCCAAACUAAUUCUAAUACAUUUGAUUUAUAUUUAUAUCUUUAACCAUUGAGAUUAUCUCGUCAUAUUCUUUCCUAAUUACCGUUGCAACCUGCAUUUGUCUGUAUUAAUAUUUAGUAUUAUUCUAUUAUAUAAUAAUUAUUGACAGUAUUAAUUAAUUUGAAAGCAAGUCAUUUCUCAUUAAUUUUACUGUUGUUGACUGAAAUUGCAAACAUAAACACACCUACACUUUAUACACAUAUUUGCAUACCUAAAAUAAACACACAUAAAUUCAAAUUUUACACACACACACACACAUAUAUAUAUAUAUCUACAUAUAUAUCCACAUAUCCACACAAGCACUUUAUCUUUUUUCCCCUUUGCUCGGUCGAUCGUUUCCCCCCCUCCCCCUCCACACAGGGGGGAAACCUUUUUCAUUAAUUUGUUCGCCUACUUAAAAAAAAACUUAGCCGGGAGUGCUUUGUCCCUUCCCCCGUGGUGGAAGGGGUCUGAAAUACUGCAGACAUUGGGCGCAUCACCAGUAAACACGUCAAAGUGACUGUGUCGCAGAAAAGUCCUUCGACUCCGAGGCGAGAACAUCGCCAUAAGACGGUCACUGGAGGCGCUGGCGAGGAGGACACGAUGAACCAUGUUAAUGGCAAGACGACAGACACACAGGAGGCUGAGCAGCCACUACUGCACCACCAACAACCACAACAACAACCGCAGGAUGUUGAGAUGGAAUCCAGAGAGGAAGAAACUCAACAUCACGGUGAUACUCCAAUGAAUAUUGUAAAUGGUGAUAUUCAAGAUUCAGGCAAUAGAGAUGAGGAAAUGGAAGAAGAUGAAAGCCGUGCAGAAGCUCAAUUCCAGUUUACUAUUGAGAAUAUUAGUAAGCUAAAAGAAACUGUGCUAAGUCCACCAUGUAUGGUCAGGAAUUUACCAUGGAAAAUCAUGGCAAUGCCUCGCAUAAAUCAGCAAGCAGAUAGAAAUAAUCAAAGAAGUUUGGGCUUUUUCUUGCAGUGUAAUGCAGAUUCAGAUUCUGUAUCUUGGUCUUGUAAUGCUGCUGCCGAACUCCGAAUUUUGAAUUUUUUGCCCGAUGGAGAACCAUUUCAGAGAAAAAUACAGCAUCUCUUCUAUACCAAAGAGAAUGAUUGGGGUUUCAGUCAUUUUAUAUCUUGGAAUGAACUAUUAGCACCAGAAAGCGGGUAUGUCCAAGAUGAUAAAGUUAUUAUUGAAGUCAAAAUGGUUGCAGAUGCCCCUCAUGGUGUCAGUUGGGAUUCCAAGAAACAUACAGGCUAUGUUGGGCUAAAGAACCAAGGUGCAACUUGCUAUAUGAAUUCCUUGCUCCAGACUUUGUUCUUCACUAAUGAACUUAGAAAGGCUGUGUAUUUGAUGCCAACAGAAAGCGAUGACAGCUCUAAAAGCGUUCCUUUGGCACUGCAACGGGUAUUUUAUGAACUCCAGUUUAGUGACAAGCCAGUUGGCACUAAGAAGUUGACAAAAUCUUUUGGGUGGGAAACCUUGGAUUCUUUUAUGCAACACGAUGUACAGGAGUUAUGCAGAGUACUUUUAGAUAAUAUGGAAAGCAAAAUGAAAGGCACAUGUGUUGAAGGUACAAUACCAAAGCUUUUUGAGGGGAAAAUGCUGUCAUACAUCAAAUGUAAACAUGUUGACUAUGGUUCACAGCGGACCGAACCAUUCUACGAUAUUCAGUUGAAUGUGAAGGGCAAGAAAAAUGUAUUGGAAUCCUUUAAAGAUUAUGUGAAAGUUGAAACUUUAGAUGGUGACAAUAAAUAUGAUGCUGGUGAACAUGGCCUACAGGAUGCUGAAAAAGGUGUAAUUUUCUUGAACUUCCCUCCUGUGUUACAUCUGCAGUUGAUGCGAUUUAUGUAUGAUCCAGUUGCUGAUGCUAAUAUAAAGAUUAAUGACAGGUUUGAAUUUCCAGAACGAUUAAACUUAGACACAUUUCUGCAGAAAAAGGAAAAGACCCCAGCCAAUUAUGUUUUACAUGCAGUUCUUGUACAUAGUGGUGACAAUCACGGUGGUCAUUAUGUGGUGUAUGUAAAUCCAAAAGGUGAUGGAAAGUGGUGCAAAUUUGAUGAUGAUGUUGUGUCGAAAUGUACAAAACUUGAAGCUAUUGAUCAUAAUUUUGGUGGUCAAGAUGAUGACAUGACUGUCAGACAUUGUACAAAUGCAUAUAUGUUGGUGUAUAUCAGAGAAAGUUUAAUGGAAGAUGUAUUACAACCAGUGAGUGAGAUAGACAUUCCAGAAGGUUUAAAGAACAGAUUAGCAGAAGAAAGGCGGGUGGAAGCUCAGAAAAGGAAAGAAAGAACUGAAGCUCAUCUUUACAUGAAUGUACAAGUGGUUACUGCUGACCACUUCUGUGGUCAUCAGGGCAAUGAUUUAUUUGAUCCAGAGAAAACCAACUUCAGAGUCUUUAAAGUUAAAAAAACAGCUACACUAAUGGAAUUCAUGGAAAUGUUAUCAGAAAAUUUAAAAUAUCCCAUUGAAAAAAUUCGACCAUGGCCAUUCCAAUGUAGAGAAAAUCAAACAUUCAGACCUACAAUACUAGAUUUGGAAGGAGAUAUCAAUAAAACAGUACAAGAAUUAGCUGAAAGCGAAAAUCCCUGGACAGUAUUUGUUGAGACACUCACUCCAGAAAGCACGAGCUCAAGUUUACCUCCAUUUGAUAAAAAAUCUGAUGUUCUUAUCUUUCUGAAACUUUAUGAUCCUCGAUCCAAAAGCAUAUCUUAUUGUGGACAUUUAUAUGUACCAAUUUCAACUAGAGUCGCUGAAAUCUUGCCUGAACUGUGCAGAAAGGCUGGUUUCCCCCCAAAUACACCAUUGAUUCUUUAUGAGGAAGUGAAACCUAAUCUUCUUGAAAGGAUUGAUGUUGAUCAGUACUUUGAGAAGAUGGAAGAAAUAAUGGAUGGUGAUAUUUUUGUCUUUCAACGGGAUGAACCAGAUCUUGAAAAUUAUGAAUUAGCUACAGCCAAAGACUAUUUCAGGGACCUCUUUUACCGAGUAGAAGUAAACUUCUGUGAUAAAACAAUUCCAAAUGAUCCAGGCUUCACUCUGGAAUUAUCUCUACGUAUGAAUUAUGAUCAGAUGGCAAAUGCUGUAGCCGCUCAUUUAUGUACUGAUCCGUAUUUGCUCCAGUUCUUUAAGACCCAAGGUUACAGAGAUGGACCAGGGAAUCCUAUUCGAUGUACAUUUGAUGGAACUUUAAAAGAGCUAUUGUUCUAUAUUAAACCCAGACAACCCAAAAAAUUAUAUUAUCAACAGCUUAGUAUACGAAUCAAUGAAUUGGAAAAUAAGAGGCAAAUAAAAUGUAUAUGGAUGAAUAAUAAAUUGAAAGAAGAGAAAGAACUUGUACUAUAUCCCAAUAAAAAUGGUAGAGUGUCUGAUUUAUUAGAAGAAGCUAAAAAACAAGUUGAAUACUCAGAAGAUGGAUCAAAACGAUUACGAUUAUUAGAAAUCAUCAGUUACAAAAUCCACUCAAUUCAAAAGGAAGAUACUUUAUUAGAAAAUCUCACGAAUACAUCUGCUACAGCAAAGACUUAUCGUGUAGAAGAGACUCCAAAAGAUGAAGUAACCCUAGCUGAAGAUGAGAUGAUCAUCCCAGUUGCCCAUUUUCACAAGGAUCUCUUCUGUACAUUUGGAACACCAUUUCUUUUGAAAGUAAAACAUAAUGAGCCAUUUUCUACUGUUAAAGAACGAAUACAGAAAAAGUUAGAUGUUGUUGACAAAGAAUUUGAGAAGUAUAAAUUUGCUGUUGUGAUCAUGGGACGCCAGGAUUACAUCACUGAUGAUGGAGAUUCAGACUUUCAGUUAAACUUGAGUAAAUUUUUACCGCAUCAAACAUCAGGAGGAGGAUUACAGACUCGGCCUUGGCUAGGUUUGGAUCAUGUAAACAAAACACCUAAAAGAUCCCGUUACAAUUAUUUGGAGAAGGCAAUUAAAAUUCACAAUUAACUGUCAAUAAUUCCAAGAUAGUGGCUAAUGAGGAAAAAGUAAGAUAUGCCAAAAGCAGCAGCAGCAGCAACAACAAGAGCUGUUCAUAUGCAGUCAUCAUUGCUGUUGGUGGUCAGCUUUAAUAAAGUGCUGGCAACAGCAAAUUGUUGACAUAGAAAUGUUGGCUUGUUCUGCCAGUGGCACUUAGCUGUCUGUCCAUGUGUGUGUUUGCCAGCCCUGCCAACAUCUCCUGCAAUAUUUCUGCUCUCUUCCUACAUCCAAUCUGCCUCUUCAUCUUUUCUUCUUUUACCUUUUGUCUAUACUUUUAUUUUAAAAACUAUUGAUGACAGAGAGCGUGUAGAUGUGAGCUAUUUAUGAAAGGGUGACUUCAUUGUUCUGACAGUGGAAACUGCAGCUGGCAUUAACAUCUUUUAAUCUCUCCCUUCUCUUUUUCUUCCCCAUAUCUGAAGCAUUAUGGCUAUCACAGCUUGCUGCUUGUCCUAAACAUAGUUACCAAGAUUGUAACAACUUUAUUUCUCUGUGGAUAUACCAACAAAGAUAACUGAAAAUAAAUAUCUAAGCCACAGUAAAUACAACUGUUACCACCACUACAUCACAUUGAUUGCUGUUAUUCACUGUCAAAAAAAGGUACACACACACACACACACACACACACAAACAUGCAUACAUGUAAAGGUUUUUAACAUACAUCUAUAUUGAGAACAAAGCACAAAUAUUGUUAUGUACACAAUUUACAUCCACACAUAUGAAACAAGUCUUUUGUUCAUAAAAAUCUGCAAAAAUACACUGAAAUUGUAAUUGCUCUUUGCAUACAGAAAAAGAACACACAUCGUUUUAAAAUAUUUUUUUAAAGAUCUUAAGGCAAUUGAUGUGUUUUACACAUUGUAGUUUGUCUACUUUCUUGCUCUUGUAUAUUGCCUCUUGUCUACUAUUCUCUACCGUCCACCAACACAUUCUAGAUCAAUUUCUCCUUUCAUCUAUUUAGUUGUACUCUUUGGUGGUGAUGGUGAUGAUGGCACAUCUUUUAGCCUUGUCUCACAUUUUUUCAAAUUUACUGAAACACAUUAAUAGCAAUAGGAAAACCGUACACCAAUUUGGUUCUUGAGCAACUUCUGAAGACAGCUAGCUUUGUGUAGGACUAGUGACCAGUCAUUUCAAUUGGCACUGACAAUUUGCUGUACUUUAGUCCCCCCUCUCUUGUAAAACCCUCACUUUCUCUCUUGUAGUCUUUAUAUUCAAUUUGACUAGAAUGUUAAAACUGGAGUGGAAGGUUGAAAUGAUUUCCAGGAAAGAAAAGGAUUUAGAGUUUGCUAGAGUAUCUCUUGCAAGAAUUUUUUUAAAUUUUACAUUUGAAAUGUCAGGUUUUUCUCAGAAGGACAUGUAAGAAACCAAAUGACUUUUCAAUGACUGGAUGUACUUUUCAAUGGUAAAUAAUAAUAAUAAAAGAACUGAUUUUUCUGGAAAUUGAACAUUUCCCUUCUCUAGAACAUUUGAAAUCUGUUGAAAAAGGAAAUAUUAGAAACUGCGAUAUUAAAGGUGUUUAGUAUAAACAACUAAAACUGGAAAGAACUGGAAAAAUAAUAAAACUGAAGGCUUGUUUGUAGAUUUUUGUUAUUUUCUCUCUUUAUCUCUUUAUCUUAGAUUCAACCAAAUGUUAUGCUGCUUCCCUUUUACUUUGACUGUUGCAUAAUUUUCCUGCCUCUUAAUAUGCAUUACUACUGCAUUUCCUUCACAACUAUCUCUCUCUCUGUCCUAACUAAAUGCUUUGCUACUUUAAUUAAGUAUUGACAGACUCAGAUUAUAUCUCAAUGGUACCUGACCAAUUCCAUAGCAGUAUUUCUGUAUAUGUUUCCCUCCAUCUGUCAAAUUAUCAAGUUGGUUGAUAAAACAACCCCCCUUCUUUCUCUUUUUCUCUCUCAACAAACAUAUACAAGAUCUCAGCUUCUAAUACUGCCUUUUUCUUGGACCGGUGAAACUAUUCCACUUUUAUAUGAAAAUAUACACAAGUAUUUGUGUGUGCAUGUAUAUGUGUGUGUACAUAAAUUGAGAAGUCAACUCUUAUUAUAAAAUCUAUGCAUCACUGACGUGUAUAUAAGCUUCAAUCAAUUUUGAAGAAAAUUUAUUAACUUAACAUUCUAUAAAAGAGGGCUUCUUUUCCUCUUUCUAUGUUAGAUCUCAUUCGUUUAGAUCAUCCUACCUUUUAGAAAUGUCCAUGUGACUGGUUACUAUGUAGACCCCUAUCUAUGGUUAGCCAUGCAUAUUAGCCACAGUAAAUCUGUUUACUGUGAUUGAUAUUGCAGAAGACUUGCUUCAAUCUAUUUGUUCUAUCUCUGAUUAGAACUGACUAAAUACUAUUUUUCAUUCCCUACCCUAACUACAGUUCUUCUCUUCUGAAGCUUGUGUGAGGAUUAUUUCAAUAAUCUUUCAAAAUCUUCAAAAAAAAAAAAAAAAUGUAAUGUGGUUUAUGUUUGAAAGUAAAUUCUUCAAACUUUAUAGCUAAUUAAAGAAGGAAGUUUCUUUCUGGUUUUUUUUUUUUUUCUUUGGCCAGAAAAUUCUUAGUUUUCUUCAACAGAAAUGACCAAACUACGAAACUACCAAAUGUUUUCAACAACUUUCUUCUUCCGAAGACGAUGUAGUCUUUAGUUUGUUUAUUUUUCUUACAGGUACUACUGCAUAAAUAAAAUGUCAUUUGCUACCACCA